Molecule: messenger RNA, 3093 nt
Organism: Cephus cinctus (wheat stem sawfly)
Lineage: Eukaryota; Metazoa; Arthropoda; Insecta; Hymenoptera; Cephidae
Product: acyl-CoA synthetase short-chain family member 3, mitochondrial
Exons: 12
Coding region: 526-2583 (685 amino acids)
Source: RefSeq, a predicted model, not a curated record
CUCGCGAACGACGGCUCAUUCUCAGUUUUACAAUGGGCGUAGCGCACGUUUGAAUUCUCAAAUUUCAUUCAAAAGUCAUUGAAAAGUAUAAGACACUCUGAGCUAGCAAUCGAUAGAGUAUCGAAAUAAAGAAUUUUUGAGUUCGGUACAAUUUUAGAAUAUUCCUCUUGGCAAGUGUAAAGACAACUACGACACGCUUAUUUGCAAUUCGUGUAGAAUCACUCGGGUGGUAAUUCUGUCAAUCUUUCUUUUCCUAUUGCGACGACGUACGGUGAUACCAGAGGAGGACGAGUUUUUAUUUUCUUUCUUUUUCCGACGGAAGGAAACGUACGACUCUUCUUAGUUCCACUCAAAUCCUCGUGUUACCAAAGUGAUGCUUUGUGCGUACUUGUGAAAAAUAUCGUCAACAACCAGAACCAGACGGACUUUGCAGUUGUGGAUGGACCCCUCUUUGUGGACGCGAAGGCGUUAUCGGCAUUACGCUCUAUAACGCUCCUUCGAUUCUUCGAAUUAGGAUCGUUGACGAUGCUCGAUCAAGUGAAAAAUGACUUUUUAGACGGCAAGGAGGACGAUUCGAUAAAGACAGAAUUUGAAACGAGUAUCGUACGCUCUAGGAUUGAAAAGCAUAAUGGGGGUAAUGAUUUCAUUUUAAAUAAAAAUCGCUAUCGAAGUCUUCCUUACGAAGAAGCUUUCAGGCGGUCGAUAGAAAACCCGGAAGAAUUCUGGGCCGAAGUAGCGCAAUGCGUAGAAUGGAGCAAACCGUGGGAGAAAGUACUAGAUAAUUCCAAUGAACCCUUCACAAAAUGGUACGUAGGUGGCGAGAUAAACGCUUGUCACAAUGCGGUAGAUCGUCACGUGAAUGCUGGUUAUGGAGAAAAAACAGCCCUUAUACACGACAGCCCUCUCACAUUGUCAAUCCGCCGUAUCAGCUACAAUGAAUUAUUGGAAAAAACAUCCCUGCUUGGCGGAGGAUUAGCAAAAUUGGGUGUAAGAAAAGGUGACAGAGUGUUGAUAUACAUGCCAUUAAUACCAGAGACCAUAAUGGCAAUUUUAGCAACGGCAAGACUGGGCGCUAUACACUCCGUUGUAUUUGGAGGAUUUGCCGCACGAGAAUUAGCCAGCAGGAUAAAUCAUGCCGAGCCAAAAGUAAUAAUUGCUGCCAGCUGCGGUCUUGAACCGUCUAGAGUAGUCAAGUAUACUACAAUUGUAAACGAAGCUAUGGGUUUAAUAUCCGUGAAGAAACCACGCUGCAUCGUUUAUCAAAGGAGGAAUGUAUGGGAAUCACCAUUGUUGGAUUAUCAAAUGGAUUGGGAUGAAGUUUUGAAUAGUUCGGAGCCGCAUCCGUGUGUACCUGUCGAGGCCAAUCAACCCUUAUACAUUUUAUACACGUCAGGAACAACAGAUGAACCGAAAGGAAUUCAAAGACCGAUAGGUGGUCACAUUGCCACACUGUGUUGGACGAUGAAAACUAUCUAUGGAAUGGAUAAAAAUUCAAUAUGGUGGGUGGCUUCCGAUCUCGGAUGGGUAGUAGGACACUCUUAUAUUUGUUACGGUCCUCUUUUGUAUGGCAUUACUAGUGUUAUGUACGAGGGUAAGCCGGAUAGAACUCCAGAUGCUGGACAAUACUUUAGAAUCAUAGAUCAACAUAGGGUCAAUGCACUUUUUACUGUCCCAACUGCCUUCAGAGUUAUAAGACGUGCUGAUCCUGAAGCAGUACUUGGGAAAAAAUACUCGACCAAAUCAUUAAAAACAAUAUUUGUAGCUGGAGAACAUUGCGAUUACGAAGCAAAGGCAUGGGCUGAGAAAGUUUUUAAUGUUCCAAUCUUGAAUCAUUGGUGGCAAACGGAAACAGGUCAUGCGAUAACGGCUAAUUGCCUAGGAUUGGGUCAUAGUAUCAAUCCACCGAAAUAUAGUACAGGAAUGCCAUUUCCGGGUUACCUUGUGGAAGUUUUACGUGAGGAUGGUAGCAAAGCGUCGGUUCAUGAACUUGGUAGAAUUGCUGUGAAGUUACCUUUACCACCUGGUACAAUGUCAACACUAUUUUUAGCUCCUGAGAGAUUCAAGAGUAUUUAUUUUUCUAAAUAUCCCGGUUACUACGACACCAUGGAUGCUGGAUACAUUGAUGAGUUCGGUUACGUAUAUGUCACUGCGCGAGAUGACGAUGUCAUUAACGUAGCAGGCCAUCGAUUAUCUACUUCUGCUCUAGAAGAUGUUGUACUAGGACAUCCUGAUGUUGUUGAUGCUGCCGUUGUGGGGGUACCGGAACAUACAAAGGGAGAAAUACCUCUAUGCCUUUACGUUUUAAAAGAUGAUGCUACUAAGAACGAACAAGAAAUUACUCAUGAAAUUGUAGCGAGAGUUCGGGAACUGAUUGGACCAAUAGCGUCUUUUAAAAUUGCUGGUGCCGUAAAAGCUCUGCCCAGAACACGGUCAGGAAAGACUUGUAGAAAAUCCAUAGCAAACUUAGCUCGUUCAAAGGCAGUUAAGAUACCAAGCACUAUCGAGGAUCCUCGAGUGUAUCUUGAAAUAAAGCAGGUUUUACAAAAAUUGGGAUAUGCGAAAAUGGCACCGGAUCCUCAGUGAAAAAAGUGCGUCUGACUAUAGAUCGUGAAAUUAUUUACGUUCCAUAUCUUAAUAUCAAUAGAAAUUGCCAGUGCGAUACAAUUGCAAUUGUACGUUACAGUCUAAUAUAUACUAUUCAGAAAGUAUAAAACCAUUUUUUACAACAUCGCAAUUUUGUAAUUUCAAGGUACAUAAAUAUAAUUACAUUCACGUACAACGUGCAGGCACAUUUACGUGAUCUUCGUAUUGCAGACUUACUGAUGUUAUAGUUUCAAAAGUUAAAAAAUUAUAAUUAAUUGUUGCUACACUAAAUCACCAAAAUUCAGCGUAAACUAUAAUUAAGUACAAAUUUAUAGUUUUUACUUUAUUAAAGAAAUGUCUCACGUCAUAUACACAAAGGUAUUUUAUGGAUUCGCGGUAUUACAAAUCAUGCCAUAUAUUUAGUACCAAGAUGGCUUUUGUACAAAUGUCAUACAAUAAUCUAUCGUUGACAUACGACAAGUAAUAUUAAUAAAGAUGAUUGGAAAAUCA